Messenger RNA from Paramecium octaurelia, 230 nucleotides. The record is from the annotation of a GenBank genome assembly. NCBI's taxonomy places the organism in Eukaryota, Ciliophora, Oligohymenophorea, Peniculida, Parameciidae.
AUGAUAAUAAAAAAAAAUUCUCUAGAUAUUAGUUUUGCAAAUUCAUACAUAGACUAUAAAGGUUUGCACUUUAAUAAAUAACUCAAAUAAAAAAAUGAAAACAUUGAAAGUAAUAUUGAUUAUACUUAUAGAUAGUCAAGAGCAAGUACAAUAGAAAAUAUGUAAAAAUUAUUCUGUAGAUCUAAAAGGAUCUGUAAUUAGCAGCCCAAAAUUCAGAUUUUGAAUCCUGA